UGUUAUUGCAGGAAGUGAAGAUGGCGGCUCAGUCGUUGCUCUCCGAGUCCGUGCUCGGGUGGUCUAUUUUCACCUUUAUACUUUUGGGAAUCCUGGCUUUCUGUUGGGUGUACAUUCGCAAAUUUCAAAGUCGUCAGGAGAGUGAAGUUGUUUCAACUAUCACAGCAAUAUGUGCACUGGCCAUUGCUUUGAUAACAUCUGCACUUCUUCCAGUGGAUAUAUUCCUUGUUUCAUUCAUGAAGUAUCCCAAUGGUACCUAUAAGGAAUGGGCAGCAAACAAUGAGACGAGGGGGCAAAUUGAAGACACUGUGCUGUAUGGAUAUUACACACUUUACUCCAUCAUACUGUUUUGUGUCUUCCUAUGGAUCCCCUUUGUUUAUUUCUACUAUGAAGAAAGGGAUGACGACAACGUGAACAAAUGCUCGCAAGUGAAAAACGCUCUGAAGUACACAGUUGGAUUUGCCAUUGUCUGCGUCGUGCUCCUUUUAAUUGGAGCCUUUGUUCCACUUGAGGCCCCUCCUGGUCAGAAUUCCACUCAAUGGGAGAAAGUGCAGUACCUCUUUGAGGAGCUUGGGAGUAGUCAUGGUCUACCUGCUCUGUCCUUCUCCAUCAGCUCCUUGACCUUGAUUGGCAUGCUGGCAGUGAUCACUUACACGGCAUACGGUAUGUCCGUGCUGCCUUUGAAUCUGAUAAAAGGCACCCGGAGUGUGGCAUAUGAACGCCUGGAGAACACAGAGGACAUUGAUGAUGUUGAGCAUCAGAUAGAAAAGCUUAAAUCCAAGUGUAAUGAUGGACGUCCCCUUUCAUCAAGGGACAGACACAACCUGCAGGAGCUGGAGGGCAAACUGCAGGUCCUCCGGCGCAGGGGGAGACACCUGGAAAUUGCAGAGAGGAACUGCUGCAAUAAAGUGGGCAGUGCUCUCAGGCCUGUCAAGAUAUUGUUGGGCAUUUUCUUUAUCCUGGUUGCAUUGCUGUUCGCUGUUGCACUCUUCAUUUCAAAUUUGGAUAAAGCUCUCCACUCUGCUGGCAUCAGCUCUGGGUUCAUAAUCUUUGGCACCAAUUUAACCAAUCCUCUGAAUGAACUUCUAUUAGCCUUACAACCCGUUUUUCCAUUGGAUUACAUCCUGAUCACGGUCAUUACCAUGUACUUUGUAGUCACAUCCAUGGCUGGCAUCCGCAACAUGGGCAUCUGGUUCUUCUGGAUAAGGCUGUACAAAAUAAGACCUAAGAGAACUCGCCCCCAGGCUCUCCUCUUCCUCUGUAUGAUUCUUCUCUUGAUUGUCCUUCACACCAGCUACAUGAUCUACAGCCUAGCCCCACAGUAUGUCAUGUAUGGCAGCCAGAAGUAUCUUGUACAGAGUCAGAUGCCCUCAGCAGGUCCUACAUCUGGGAAUGCUACUUUUGGCACCACAAGGAUCUGUGAUGCUGACGCGCCUGAGGACCAGUGCACAGUGACCAGAUCCUAUCUUUUCCUCCACAAGUUCUGGUUCUUCAGCACCAUCUACUAUUUUGGUAACUGGGCCUUUAUUGGGGCGUUCCUCAUCGGACUGGCCGUGUCCUGCUGCAGAGGGAAGAAGUCGGUGAUUGAAGGGGAGGUGGAGGCCGAUGACUCAGACUUAAGCGAUGAUGAAUAUGUGCACUGAAAUCAGCAUUCGCUCGGACAUCCCAACCAUAACUUAAAGGGACUAGAAAGUACAAUUUCAUAAACAAAUAAAUGGCCGUCAGUGAUUUGUCAUAAUGUAAUUUAUUGCUUUUAAGGAGUUAUUGCGGAGGUGUCUUGUGGGCCCCAGCCUUGUUUUGAGUUGACACAUCCUUCCCCUUAAUGAGAGAGCUCAGACCGAUUGUUGUGUCUUUCGCAGUCAAUAUUAUUGAUGACGUUGGGAUUCUGGGAGCGUCCUCCAACUCAAUCCUACCUUGAGAAUUCACUUAUCACCAGUUUGAAACUGACACAAAUUGGUCAUUUUUCUCCUGGAGGAGACACAGUUGCCGCGGCAGCAGAGACGGCUCCAAAACUUUAAGUCAAAGCUUUAUUUGGAGACAUAAACUUUACGUUUUUAAAUUCUCUAAGCACUUUCUAGACCCUUUAAAAGGUUACGUGGUGACAAUAUCUAUAGUGGGCUUUAAUAUACCUUUUAAGAUAAAGUACCAUGAAGCAUGAGUCUGCACAAACUCCUCUGCUUGCUUGUUUUCUGAGAAGCUAAUUGGUGUAAAAUAAUGAUUCCUAAGUUUUGACAGCUGUAACAUUUUCAAAGUUCAUUUAGCUUGUUUUUGUCUGAGGUUUAAUAUUGUGCUAGAGGGGCUUUUUCCACCCCGAGUUUAGGUUUUUGCUGCAAGUGUUACUGUACUGGCAUACCUGCACUGUGUGUGAAAUGUAAAGGACCAAGUGCGGCCGACGUGUUUUCCAAGUUUCAGUUACUCUUGGUUUUUAAUGAAUUGGGUUCAACAGCUUUUAGCUCUCUGUGUUGGAAGAGCAUGCGAAAAAAAAAAAAAAAAAAGAAUCAAGAUUUGGAUGUAAUUUUCCUUUCUUUAAUUAAGGAGCACUGCUUGUUUUGCCAGUGCUUCAGAGUUCGUCAACAGCAGGCUUGUUACAUAGAAUUAUUAAUGGCUUUUUUCUGCUAUGUUUGAUUUCUUUUCAGUGUACUUAGCAUCGUCAGAGUGCUUAGAAACUGUUGAUUUAAUGAACAAACUGACAGAAAAUAUGAAUGAGAUUGUUUUCUUUUUUAAUUUGGAAACCAAAUGUUUGUGCCUCAUGAAUGUGUAGCACCAUGAUGGGCGCAUGCUCUCCUGAAGUAGCCUCACAGAAAUCGGCCUCGAUGACGACGACAGGAGCUGCAUUACAUGUCAUUUUCAUUUGUGAUGAAAGAAGGAAGGCUGUGGUGGAAGUUGUGUCAGUAUUUAAUGAUACCUGUAUUUAAAGAAAUAAAAUGAUGAUAUCAGU
This is a messenger RNA of Chelmon rostratus (copperband butterflyfish), 2938 nucleotides long. It is a transcript of the gene lmbrd1, whose product is annotated as LMBR1 domain containing 1. The transcript is spliced from 16 exons. The coding region runs from base 21 to 1643 and encodes 540 amino acids. Lineage: Eukaryota; Metazoa; Chordata; Actinopteri; Chaetodontiformes; Chaetodontidae. Gene Ontology annotation, cellular component: vacuolar membrane. Gene Ontology annotation, biological process: protein localization to vacuole. The record is from RefSeq and is a predicted model, not a curated record.